Molecule: messenger RNA, 657 nt
Organism: Durusdinium trenchii
Lineage: Eukaryota; Dinophyceae; Suessiales; Symbiodiniaceae
Source: the annotation of a GenBank genome assembly
AUGUCGCGCUUGGUUGGACUGGGAGGGAAAGGUGGCAAGCUGACAUGGCACUGGAGUCGCUACUUCAGAAAGCUUGUGGGAUGCUUGCUGAUAUUCUUCCUCAUGUUGGCUGCUGUUGCUAAUUGUGCUGCAGCCACACCUCCCAACUUCAUUCUGGCAGGGCGACCAGCCUUCGCACGCAGGCAUGUGCUUCGGACACCUUUGCAGGUGCGCGAGAGGUUGGGCAGCAUGUCCAGAUCCAAUCAACCAGAUGACUCCAAAGGCGAGGUCAGACGUUUGAACUCCAGAAUCAAGGGCGCUACCUCAGAAAAUGAGUUGAUUGGCAUUCUGGAUGGGAAGGUGGAUGCGACGUUCUUGGAUCCAAUCCAUGCAUCGACAGCCUACCACAAACUGGAAGGCUUUGCGCAGGUCAAAGGUUCACUGCAGCCAGGUUGUGCCAACAGCCCCGCACUUGAGAGACUGCAAGCACGGACAAAGGACUUCAUCAAGCAGAAGCAAAUGCAGUCAUGGGCUUUUGCAAAUUUGUUUUGGGCAAUGCCAAUCCUGCUUGACGCACUCCCCACAGUGACAGAGUUAAUCCCAGACAUGGUGAAGCUAUUUCCUGCAAGAGCGCGCAGCAUGAAUGGACAAGAUUUGUCCAACAGUUUGCUACUGUAG